AUGCUUGCAUUGAGUGACACUGACAGUGGCGACGAUCCAGUCUUUGUUACACCGAGAAAACCCCCUCCGUCCCGACUUGGGGGGCCUUGGGGGAGUAGGCCUCCUGCCUCCUCCUCCCAGAAGGAUCGUGUCCCUUGGAAGAAGGGUCCGAACUCUUCCCUGAGCCUGGAAGAGAGGGGCUUCAAGGAGAACCGGGCUCCAGGUUCGGUCCGAAGCUGGCAGCGGGAGAUGAGGGAGACGUCAGGAUCCGAGAGCUCUGACGAAGAGAUUGCCAGCUUGGCCGUUCACGUCAAGCAAGCGAUGGUCUUCUCUCCAAGGAAGAGUGCCUUGCGUCCCUCAAGCCCCUUUGAAGAGAGGGGCCCCAGGCCUUCCCCAAGAAGCCUCCUCCCAGCAGCAAAGAAGGAGCCCUCCCAGCCACCUGGGCCUGAUCCGUCCACGUCCGCUCAGGCUCCCAAGAACAAAGCGCUUGCUGAUGUCACCCAGCUGCACCGGACGCAGACUCCUAGGGGAAGCUCCUGCCAAAUCCCAGUCUGCUUCCUGGAGGAGCUGUCAGACCCAGACUCCCAGCCAUCGAGGCUCUUCCGCAGUCAGAAAGAGAAGCUGGCACAGGACCUCUAUGCCUUCUAUAACACUUCCGUCUUCCAGGAAAAGGUAGUAUGGUCUGAGCAGUUUGUUUCUGUUAUCGGCCCUAGCAGCAACGGACCCAUGGAUGGCCAGAUGGCUUCCUGGCCAGUGUUUUUGGGUGACCCAUGCGAAGCACCUAGGAAAGGAGAGCUGCCCUUUCUUGAGGGGCCCCCACACCUCGCCCCUGAAAAGCCCAGUGGGCUCGUUCUUAUGGGUCGGAAGCAGGGCAGGGGAUGCCAUUUGCCACCAUUGGCUAGACUUAGGGAGCCCUG
Messenger RNA from Sceloporus undulatus (fence lizard), 896 nucleotides. RefSeq lists its product as uncharacterized. Lineage: Eukaryota; Metazoa; Chordata; Lepidosauria; Squamata; Phrynosomatidae. The transcript is spliced from 3 exons. The annotation marks the transcript as partial. The record is from RefSeq and is a predicted model, not a curated record.